This is a messenger RNA of Gavialis gangeticus (Gharial), 2206 nucleotides long. RefSeq names its product anthrax toxin receptor 2 (gene ANTXR2). Gene Ontology annotation, molecular function: signaling receptor activity. The coding region runs from base 102 to 1334 and encodes 410 amino acids. The record is from RefSeq and is a predicted model, not a curated record. NCBI's taxonomy places the organism in Eukaryota, Metazoa, Chordata, Crocodylia, Gavialidae. The transcript is spliced from 16 exons. Gene Ontology annotation, cellular component: membrane.
AUCUGUUUUGUUUUCUUUUCAGAUCCGGGAGUGUAGCAGACAACUGGUUUGAGAUCUAUAAUUUUGUAAAACUACUCACAGAAAGAUUUGUGAGCCCCCGGAUGAGAAUAUCCUAUAUAGUGUUUUCCACAAAAUCAGAGGUCAUUCUGCCACUAACUGGAGACAGAAACAAAAUCACAGAAGGCCUUGAGGCUUUAAGUAAGGUGAAGCCAGCGGGUGAUACAUACAUACAUGAAGGAUUAAAAGAAGCUAAUAUCAAAAUUGAACAAAUGGGGGGCUCAAAAUCCGCUAGUACAAUAAUUGCACUGACAGAUGGUAAAUUGGAAGGUCAGAUCCCCUUGUAUGCAGAAAAAGAGGCAAAUAAGGCCAGAAACUUGGGAGCUAGAGUUUACUGUGUUGGAGUCCUUGAUUUUAGACAAGAUCAGCUUGAAAAAAUUGCUGAUACAAAAGAUCAGGUCUUCCCUGUGACCGGAGGAUUCCAAGCACUGAAAGGAAUAAUUAAUUCUAUCUUGGAACAGUCAUGCACAGAGGUAUUACACUUGGAACCAUCCAGUGUUUGUGUAGGAGAGGAGUUUCAAGUUGUCCUCAGAGGAAGCGGCCUCAAACUGGGCAGAAACAAGGAUAGUGUUACCUGCACCUACUCUGUAAAUGGCACUAUAAUUAAUGAAAAAGCAAUACAAGUGGAAUCAAAGUUUAUUCUCUGUCCAGCACCUGUCUUGCAUAACGGUGGCGAAAUAAUGGAAGUUCAAGUGAGUUUGAAUGGACAGUCUUUCUUCACUGACUCAUUAACAAUUACUGCUUCAGAAUGUUCUAAUGGUAUAGCAGCACUUAUCGCUGUUCUUAUACUGUUACUUUUGGUGGCUCUUGGUCUCUUCUGGUGGUUCUGGCCUCUUUGCUGCAAAGUGGUCAUAAAGGAUCCUCCUCCACCACCCCCAGCACCAAAAGAGGAAGAAGACGAAGAAGAUCCUUUACCUCCCAAAAAAUGGCCGACAGUGGAUGCUUCCUACUAUGGUGGACGAGGAGUUGGAGGAAUUAAAAGAAUGGAGGUUCGCUGGGGUGAUAAAGGAUCCACUGAAGAAGGAGCUAGGUUAGAGAAAGCCAAAAAUGCUGUGGUGACAAUACCAGAAGAACCAGAUAUUCCCAUUCAACCCAAACCUCCUAAAUCCAAGCCUACCUCACCAGCUAUUCAGGAGAAGUGGUACACUCCAAUUAAGGGUCGACUAGAUGCACUGUGGGCUCUAUUACGACGGCAGUAUGACAGAGUUUCUCUGAUGCGACCCCAGCAAGGAGAUGAGGGCCGAUGUGUUAACUUCACCCGAGUUCAAAGUCAGUAAAGAAGGCUACAAGAAUGAAAUACUGCCACAUUACCACUUUUCUACCUGCCAAAGACAACUGAGGAUUACCUUGAAUUUCUUGGAUUAACUUCAGAUUCUCAGCUCAGAAGGAUUCUUCCACAAGCCAGUAUUACCAUACCAAUGUUUUUCUACGUUACAUUAACACUCUGUGAUUUGUAACAGUGACAUGAAGAGGAGCAUUGACUUGCAUGCCUGUAAUUUGAAAGAGUCCAGUAUGCAUGUGUGGGGAGAGGAAAAAACAACCAAAGAUGAUCAUUUAAAAAAAAAAAAAAAAAAAGACUUCCAGUUCUCAGGACACAAUAUGCUUUUAGCCGAGAUAUGAUGUCUCUCAGAUGCAAAGACAGCAUUUGUUAUUUAAAUAGGGACUAUUAGCCAUAGGCAGAGGAUAAAAAUUCCCACCAGGCUAAGCAAAUGCAAAAGUUCGUUGCCUUACAGCGAUGUCAGAUCACAAAAUCUUUCUGAGUACCCCAUCGCACUGUGCCUUACGGGAACCUUCUGACUGGAAAUCUUGUCAUUCUAACGCUGAAAAGUGCACACGCAUGACAAAAUGUAGACAGGGUGCCUCAAGGUAUUGGUAGCAAGCAAGACUUUGCCCUUUAGUUUUUCGAGACACCUUUCUUUCAUUAUGCACCCAGGACAGGAAGAAAAUUAAUAGAGCGUUAUUCUAUAGGAAGACAGCCUGUAACCAGAGAUCUUGAGCAGAGUUUGAGGGACUGAUGCUUCAAGACCUUGACACUGUGGCUGGUGGUUUUUUCCCCUUUCCUGCAUUCAGAGUUCAGUAGCGCAUAAAACAUCAUCAUCUAUAAACAUACCUAGCAGUUCUAGGCUUAUGUAUUUUUUUUUUUUUUUUU